Drosophila pseudoobscura is the source of this 6337-nucleotide messenger RNA. RefSeq names its product titin. The coding region runs from base 143 to 6217 and encodes 2024 amino acids. Lineage: Eukaryota; Metazoa; Arthropoda; Insecta; Diptera; Drosophilidae. The record is from RefSeq and is a predicted model, not a curated record. The transcript is spliced from 2 exons.
UCAAACGAGUCUUUAUUUAUUCACACAACAACUGGAUACCGAGACGACAGACAUGUAAUAUUCAUUUUUCCGACUAUAAUAUUCCGGCAAAUCAAAAUUUUCAAAGAGUUCUUACACAUUGCUGAAAGCGGAGCCCACCAAAAUGAUCGGAAGAAUGUCAAUCUGUCGCACGCCCCUUCAUUAUUUGGGAAUGCUGCGUCCUACUUUGAGAUCCACACAGCUGUCGCCUCUGGCGGCACAACGCCUUAAGCAUGAUACGGGCGACUCGGGAGAGGAGCCAUCGGCCAAGGGCCGCCCUCGCCUUCGACAGGUGAAACUCAUUGAAGUGCGACGGGGCUCUGGUAAGGGAGAAAACCCGAUCAGAGAUGGUGCAACGACUAGCGGACUGAGGACAAAGUCCGUGGGCCUCGAAAGCGAGGAAGCAAAGAAUGAACCCAUGGGUGAGGCAAAGGACGAACCCAUGAGUGAGGCAAAGGACGAAGUCUUCAAUGAAGCAAAGGAGGUUGCCUUAAUGAGUGCCUCGAAGGAUGAACCCAUGAGUGAGGCAAAGAAUGAACCCAUGAGUCAGGCAAAGAAUGAACCCAUGAGUCAGGCAAAGAAUGAACCUAUGAGUGAGGCAAAGAAUGAACCCAUGAGUGAGGCAAAGAAUGAACCCAUGAGUGAGGCAAAGAAUGAACCCAUGAGUCAGGCAAAGAAUGAACCCAUUAGUGAGGCAAAGAAUGAACCCAUGAGUCAGGCAAAGAAUGAACCCAUGAGUGAGGCAAAGAAUGAACCCAUGAGUCAGGCAAAGAAUGAACCUAUGAGUUACGCUAGGGACGAACCCAUCAGUGAGGCUAAGAACGAUGUCUUCAGCGAAGCAAAGAAGGUAGCCUUUAUGAGUGCCACGAAGGAUGAACCCAUUAGUGAGGCAAAGAAUGAACCCCUCUGUGAAGCCAAGGACGAAGCCUUCACCGGUGCCCAGCACGAACCCAUGGCUGAAGCAAAGGACUCACCCCGCAGUGAAGCCCAAGAUGAAGCCUUCACCACCGAAAUCCCCCAAGAGCGUAGACAGGAGUCUCCCUUCGAGUCCAGGCCCGAGCUACCCAUGGAGAGGCAGCCAGCCUUGCCCGCAAAGACAUCACCGGGCGAGGUGAAUCCCAAGAAUCCCUAUCACAUUGUGACAUGUGAACAGGAACAGGAUACGGAGCCAUCGAAUGCAGAAGUCCCCGAAGGUAAAGUGAAGGUAUCCGGCACGAUCAUCUUUAAGGACAGCUCGAAUUUUGAGACCAAAUCUUUGGAAAUUCUGGCAAACGUACCAACGCCCACAGGAGAGUCGUUGAAUGUUUGGUCACAGUCUUGUGCCCCAGAGAAGGAGGAUUCCGGUGCCGCGAAGAACGUCAAUGACACGAAGGACGAGGAAGCGCAGAUUAUUUUGGAAUUUGAUGCCGAUACGUCAACUACAAAAGGAAAUAUGGAUCUUAAAGUCAAUGCCUCUAAGACCGAAGAGAUUCUCAACUCUGACACGCAGAACAAGAUCGACGAAAAGCAGGCAACGAUUGAGGAUCUAUAUCCAACGACCCCAAAAGGAUACGAGAUUGGUUGUGUGGUAGAUCUAAGCGACAUAGUCCAGAGCACCAGAGAUGAACAAAACGUGGAAGCCAUUGUUCCUGAAACUGAAAAUCUCGAUGAUAAGAUUCAGAUAUCCUCUUCAGCAGAAACCACCAAUAGAUUACCCCGUACGAUCGUAAGGAAAACGGAUGAUUCGCCCGCAAAAGCCGUAGAAGCAGUGAACGAAGAACAAGCCGUAGAAGCCAUUGUCCCAGGAACUGAAAAUCUGGAUGAUAAGAUCCAGACAUCCUCUACAGCAGUGGACGAAGAACAAGCCGUGGAAAAAGUGGAAACCAUUGAAAACCCCGAAGAGAUAGCCAUCAAAUCACCCACCAAUAGAUUACCCCGUAUGAUCGUAAGGAAGAAGGAUGAUUCGCCAAUCCAGACACCCACCAAUAGAUUACCCAUUCAAUGGAUAAAUGAGGAUGGUUCCCCCGCGAAAGUCGCAAAAACCGUAGAAGCAGUGAACGAAGAACAAGCCGUGGAAGCCAUUGUCCCUGAAACUGAAAAUGUAGAUGAUAAAAUACAGACAUCCUCUACAGCAGCACCCACCAAUAGAUUACCCCGUACGAUCGUAAAGAAAACGGAUGAUUCGCCUGCGAAAGCCGUGGAGGCAGUGAAGGACGAACUAUCCGUAAAAGCCGUUGUCCCUGAAACUGAAAAUGUAGAUGAUAAAAUGCAGAUAUCCUCAACAGCAGUUAAAGAAGAACAGGCCGCGGAGGCCGUGAAAAAAGUGGAAGCCAUUGUCCCUGAAAGCCCCGAAGAGAUAGUCAUCAAAUCAGCCACCAAUAGAUUACCCCAUAUGAUCGUAAGGAAAAAGGAUGAUUCGCCCGCGAAAGCCGAAGAAGCCGUAAACGAAGAACAGGCCGUGGAAUCCUCAGAAGAAGUGGAAAUCAUCGCUGAAAACUCCGAAGCCUUCAAAUCUCCCUCCAAUACCUUACCCCUUAGGAUCGUUAGGGAUGAAAAUGAUUUUCCCGUUGAGCCAGUUUUUAAACAGUUAAUACCAUCAUCAGAGUUUAAGACGAAUAGGGAUGCACCGCCCGAAGAGUCCUACUCUUGGAAAGAUAAAUCCAAAGAAAACAUAGAGUUUAUCCAGACUAAAAAAGUGUUUAAAAGCGAUAUGGAAGAGGAAUUAGCGGCACCAACAUCGAUGGACUUGAGUCCUGAGAAAGCUUUGAAGAAAGUUGAGGUAGAAACUUCGGAAGCUAAAGAAUUUAAGUCGGAGAUGAAUGAACUGCAAUCGGAGACCAAAGAACUUCAAAUGGAGAUGAAUGAGCUGCAAUCGGAGGCCAAAGAACUUCAAAUGGAGAUGAAUGAGCUGCAAUCGGAGACAACAGAACUUCAAUCGGAAAUGAAUGAACUGCAAUCGGAGACAAAAGAACUUCAACCGGCGAUGAAUGAGCUUCAAUCGGAGGCAACAGAAGAGAAAUCAGAGUCUACAGAAGUCCAGAACACUCCCAAGUCCGCUGCAGAGAUAAUCUCCAUGAUGGAACAGAAGCACAAAGACCAGAAAUCCAUGAUCCUUGCCAACAGGUCCCAUGAUUACCCCUCGAAAUCCACAUCCCAAAUAGUUGCAACAUUUGGCCUGAGACCCGAACCCGGUCAAGGAUUCAGGGCCAAAGGACAGCUGAACAGAACCGAGCUGGACAGACAAGCUGAUGAAUACUUUGCGUACAUCAGUGAACCGGUGACGUCACAACGGGCGACGAAAAUGGAACCGGAACCCUCAGAAUUGGAAAAGAAAAUGGAACCAGAAAACUCAGAAUUGGCGAAAUCAAUAGAAGCAGAAACCUCCGAACUGGACAGAAAAGUACAACAAGUGGAGACAGCAGAAGAAUCAAACAGAAAAGCCGAAGAAUACUUUGAGAAGAUCCACUAUCCGGAGACCUCAGCAUUGGAACCAGAAAUCGCUGAACUUAUGAAGAAAAUAGAUUUGGAACAAUCACAAUUGGAGAUGAAAAUGGAACCAGAAACCUCCGAACUGGGCAGAAAAGUAGAAAAAGUGGAGACAGCAGAAGAAUCGAACAGAAAAGCCGAAGAAUACUUUGAGAAGAUCCACUAUCCGGAGACCUCAGCAUUGGAACCAGAAAUCGCUGAACUUAUGAAGAAAAUAGAUUUGGAACAAUCACAAUUGGAGAUGAAAAUGGAACCAGAAACCUCCGAACUGGGCAGAAAAGUAGAAAAAGUGGAGACAGCAGAAGAAUCGAACAGAAAAGCUGACGAAUAUUUCGCGAAGAUCCACGAUCCGGAGACCUCAGCAUUGGAACCAGAAAUCGCUGAAUUUAUGAAGAAAAUAGAUUUGGAACAAUCACAAUUGGAGAUGAAAAUGGAACCAGAAACCUCCGAACUGGGCAGAAAAGUAGAAAAAGUGGAGACAGCAGAAGAAUCGAACAGAAAAGCCGAAGAAUACUUUGAGAAGAUCCACUAUCCGGAGACCUCAGCAUUGGAACCAGAAAUCGCUGAAUUUAUGAAGAAAAUAGAUUUGGAACAAUCACAAUUGGAGAUGAAAAUGGAACCAGAAACCUCCGAACUGGGCAGAAAAGUAGAAAAAGUGGAAACACCAGAAGAAUCGAACAGAAAAGCUGACGAAUAUUUCGCGAAAAUCAACAAACAUACGAUCCCAGAACUGGAACCUGAAAUUUCGAAAUUCAUGGAAACCUCAAAUUUGCCGAAGAAAAUUUUACCAGAUUUCUCCAAGCUGUACAAAAAAUUUCAAAAAGUGGAGACGCCAGAAGAAUCCGAGAGAAAAGCUGAAGAAUAUUUUGCGAAGAUCAGCGCACCGGAAACCUCAGAAUUGGCAAAGAAAAUGGAACCGGUAAAAUCAGAAUUGGCAAAGAAAAUUGAACCAGAAAAAUCAGAAUUGACGAAGAAAAAGGCAGCAGAAACCUCCCAACUGGGCAGAAUAGUAGAAAAAGUGGAGACGCCAGAAGAAUCCGAAAGAAAAGCUGAAGAAUAUUUUGCGAAGAUCAGCGCACCGGAAAUCUCAGAAUUGGCAAAUAAAAUGGAACUAGAAAAAUCAGAAUUGGCGAAUAAAAUGGAACCAGAAAAAUCUGAAUUGGCGAAUAAAAUGGAACCAGAAAAAUCAGAAUUGACGAAGAAAAAGGCAGCAGAAAGCUCCCAACUGGGCAGAAAAGUAGAAAAGGUGGAGACACCAGAAGAAGCCAACAGAAAAGCCGAGGAAUACUUUGCGAAGAUCAACGAUCAGGAGACCUCGCUGGACAGACAAGUGGAGGAAUCAAGGCGCACCACGUUUGAAGAAAUGUUCGUCAACUCAAAAUCGAGUCAAUACUUUAACGAAAUGAACCCCAAACAGGAAACUUAUCGGCUAAAGAGAAACGAAACCUCAAAAAAGGUCGAAAAAGGCUCACAUUUGGAUACAAAACUAGAUCAAGCGAUUAAGGACAUGGCAUUAAACCAAAAAGCUGAGGAAUACUUUGACAUAAUAAAUGAAGCAGAACUCUCGCAACUGGAAGGGAAAAUGGAACCCGAAAGCUCACAAUUGGACAAAAAAAUGAAUCCCGAAACCCCCCAAGAAGAAGAAUCAAGGUCUUUCGAGGAACUGACCACCAAAUUUGUAGUGAGACAUGGGGGGGAAAAAGAGGAAGCCGAUGAGAAAUCAAUGAAAAGGAAUCGAGACGAUGCCAUAGCCGAUAAGCAAGGGGACGACACCAAUGAAGAGCCGCCAUCCGAUAAACCUCUCUUUGUGCCCCCUGAAGAUAAGGACAGGCUAAAGGAGAAAAGUGAACUGUCAGAAGGAGAUCUGUAUAAAAAACAAUCAGAGGAUCCUGUGUCUGACGAUGCGGCAGAAUUUAGUUCAAACUCCGAGCCCGAAAAGAGGCCAGCUCCAGAGAGGAAACGGAAACGCAAGCUGGCGGAUGGAGAACUAGACGUUAAGCUGCUCGUUCCGGAUGAAGCCAAAGAGACUGCCAGCGGGACUUCCCCGGCGAUAGAUGCACCAGCAAAACAGAACUUUGUUCAAUACAUCGUUGAGAAGAUCUUUCGCAAAAAGAAGCCCCCGCCAAAAGGCAGAACAAUGUCCACCUGCUGCCAGAGCCGUGACGUCAGCACAAGCUGUGCUCUGCUUUGCCCUGACAACAAUGACAUAUUCGAUGAUCCGUUCAGUCCAGAAGAGGGCAAGACAAUCGAUCCCAACGAUAAGGACUUCAUUUCGCCCGAUCUGGAGAGGCAGGGUCUGGGCGCCAGGGCCAUACGCACGGACCGCGAAGAGAAUCGGAAACAUGGUCAACCCCAAGCCAUGAAGAUCGAUAAUCCGGUGGGUGUUUGGUCUACAAAGAAAACAAAGACUCCUUUGAAUCAUCAGCCCGGGAUGAGCAUGAGCACGAUGCUCUUUUCCAGCGAUUCAGAUUCCACCAAGAUCCGUGGCGGUUCCAAGCAGUGCAAAAACCGCGAGAAGACAAUGCGCGAAAAGCUAAUGGAAAAGAAAGAGAACAAAGACAAUAAAAUCGAGAUCAUGGGCGGCUCCGAGCAGUGUGCCGAAAAGUUGCAGAAACUCAAAGACGGCUCUGAAGAUGAUGACUGCAAAAGCAGUUUCAGCAGCUUCUUUCAAUUCACAAAAAUGUUCUGGUCUCCUACUCUUUCAGAUUCAGAACCAACCAAAAAGGACAAAUAGAAGAGGCCGCCCUGCCAAUUGAAGCUGUGCUGAUGGAGAGAACUCACAAUCAAAUUACAUAAACUAUAUCCGAUUUAUCUAAAUUAAAUUAUUUCAAUACACUUAAAAGUAACAAAGAAA